AUGGCCCCCAGAGUUAUUGUUGUUGGCGGUGGCUUGUCCGGCCUGAGCGCUGCUCACACCAUCUACCUCGCCGGUGGUAACGUCGUUGUUCUCGACAAGCAGGGUUUCUUCGGUGGCAACUCGACCAAGGCCACUUCCGGUAUCAACGGUGCCCUCACCCGCACACAGGUUGAGCACGGCAUCCAGGACUCCGUUAAGCAGUUCUACGAUGAUACCCUCAAGUCUGCCCGUGACAAGGCCAGGCCCGACCUCAUCAAGGUCCUCACCUACAAGUCCGCUGCUGCCGUUGAGUGGCUCCAGGAUGUCUUCAACCUCGACCUCACCCUUGUUUCCCGUCUCGGUGGUCACUCCCAGCCCCGUACCCACCGUGGUCACGAUGCCAAGUUCCCCGGUAUGGCCAUCACCUAUGCUCUCAUGCAGCGCCUUGAGGAGCUCGCCGAGACCGAGCCCGAGCGUGUCCAGAUCAUCAAGAAGGCUCGCGUCACCAGCCUCAACAAGGAGGGCAACAAGGUUACUGGUGUCCAGUAUGAGGUCAACGGCGAGUCCCAGACCCUCGAUGGCCCCGUUGUCCUCGCCACUGGUGGUUAUGCCGCCGAUUUCACUGAGGAUUCUCUCCUGAAGAAGCACCGCCCCGAUGUCUACGGCCUUGCUACCACCAACGGCACCCACGCCACUGGUGACGGUCAGAAGAUGGUCAUGGCCAUUGGCGGUAACGGCAUUGACAUGGACAAGGUUCAGGUCCACCCUACCGGUCUCGUCGACCCCAAGGACCCCAACUCCAAGUGGAAGUUCCUUGCUGCUGAGGCCCUUCGUGGUGAGGGUGGUCUCCUCCUCAACGGCGAUGGUGACCGCUUCUGCGACGAGCUCGGCCACCGUGACUACGUCUCUGGCAUGAUCCACAAGGAGAAGGAUAAGGGCAAGUACCCCGUCCGCCUCGUCCUCAACUCCAAGGCUUCCAAGACCCUUGACUUCCACACCCGCCACUACUCUGGCCGUGGUCUCAUGAAGAAGAUGACCGGCCACGAGCUCGCCAAGGAGAUCGGCUGCACUCCUGAGCACCUCCAGAAGACCUUCCAGACCUACAACGCCAUCGCUGAGGGCAAGCAGAAGGAUCCUUGGGGCAAGAAGUUCUUCCACAACAUGCCCGUCGAUAUCAACGACGACUUCCACGUCUCCGUCAUGGAGCCCGUCCUCCACUUCACCAUGGGUGGUAUCGAGAUCAACGACAAGGCCCAGGUCCUCAACAAGGAGCAGAAGCCCUUUGAGGGUCUCUACGCCUGCGGUGAGCUUGCCGGUGGUGUCCACGGUGCCAACCGCCUCGGUGGUUCUUCCCUCCUUGGCUGCGUUGUCUACGGCCGUGUCGCCGGUGACUCCGCCAGCAACUACCUCUUCCAGGAGGCUCUUAAGGGCAACACUGGUGCUGCCCGUCUUGGUCAGAUCGCUCUCCACAUCGAUCCCUCGCAGCCCGGCAAGAUCUCCGUCCAGUGGGGCGGUGAGGGUGCUCAGGCUACUUCCAGCACUGAGGCUCCCAAGAAGGACACUGCCGCCGCUGCCCCCAAGAAGGAGGACCCCAAGGCUUUCACCAUCCCCGACAAGGAGUACACCAUGGAGGAGGUUGCCAAGCACAACAAGAAGGAGGACCUUUGGGUUGUCGUCAAGGGUGUCGUCCUUGACCUCACCAACUGGCUUGAGGACCACCCCGGUGGUGUCCAGGCUCUCCUGAACUUCAUGGGCCGUGACGCCACUGAGGAGUUCGAGAUGCUCCACGACGACGAGGUCAUUCCCAAGUAUGCCCCCGAGCAGGUUAUCGGCCGCGUCAAGGGCCAGAAGGUUACCCUCGAGGUUUAA
Molecule: messenger RNA, 1848 nt
Organism: Sordaria macrospora k-hell
Lineage: Eukaryota; Fungi; Ascomycota; Sordariomycetes; Sordariales; Sordariaceae
Molecular function (GO): oxidoreductase activity; FMN binding
Source: RefSeq, a predicted model, not a curated record